Onychostoma macrolepis is the source of this 2935-nucleotide messenger RNA. RefSeq names its product MAM domain containing 2b (gene mamdc2b). Gene Ontology annotation, cellular component: membrane. The transcript is spliced from 14 exons. The record is from RefSeq and is a predicted model, not a curated record. The coding region runs from base 137 to 2176 and encodes 679 amino acids. NCBI's taxonomy places the organism in Eukaryota, Metazoa, Chordata, Actinopteri, Cypriniformes, Cyprinidae.
UCACAUCUGAGCUUCGGUUAUACGCUGCCAGCUUGAAAGAGGACAAGAUGAGAGAAUGAAGUCUAGAUCUCUAGUUCUAGUGCUAAACCAGGUCUAAUUUGAUUUAUUGGUUGCAGGACAAAACGUAGAAGAGAAGAUGCUUCCUUUCUAUCUUCUGAGCUUGAUUGUGACAGCUAAAGCAGAGCUUUUGCCAGGCUCCUGCAGCUUUCAGGACAGCAUAUGUGACUAUAUGUCUGACCCCGACUUUCUCAGCUGGACCCUCAACCCUUCUGGACACUUCAUCACAGUCGAAGAGCAAGUCCAGGAGGACCAGGGAAAGGCGGUUCUUUUGGGUCCAGAUGUGGACCAACAGGACUGGAGCUGUUUCAGGAUGGUCUAUCAGGUCACAGGCAGCGCCUCCCUGCAGGUGCAGAAGCGCACAGACGGAGAGAGCUUUGAUCAGGUGCUCUGGACGACCCAAAGCCCAUCUGAAAGCUGGCUCAUCGCCAGCAUUGACCUGCAGAAUUCCACCGAAACGUUCAAGAUUGUCAUUGAAGGCAAACUAGGAGAAGGCGGCAGCAGUGUGUCCAUCUUUGAGAUCAAGAUCUCUGAUAAAUACUGUAUAGAGUGUGACUUUGAAGAAGAUCAUCUGUGUGGCUACACGAACGAGUGGAACAGAUAUAUGAACUGGCGUGUGGGAAGAUCAGAUGACACUGCUCUGAACGAUGGAACAGGUCAGUACAUGUAUGUGGACUCUACUGACACUAAAAGCUUCCAGGAGGUGGCCAAGCUGGUGUCUCCGAUGACCACCGUGCCCAUGUCGGGCUGCUUGAGCUUCCAGUUCCAGCAGUAUCACGCCGGGGACCAUCUGUUCUCCCUCUUCAGCAGGGAUCAGGCCGGACAGUAUCAGGAACUAUGGAGAGCCGAUCUACCGGAGAACAACAACGUGAACUGGAGUCCAGAAACCAGAGUCUGGAUACCUGUACAAGUGGAUCUCAAAGCUCCGUAUCCAAUAGAGUUGGUGUAUGAGGUGGCGUUCAACGGUCCACAUGGAGGACACGUGAUUCUUGAUGAGAUUUCCUUCUCUCCAGAGUUCUGUAAUGCAGGCACAGAGCCAACGUUUGAUCCAUCUAUUGCAAACUGUGACUUUGAGUCAGGAUAUUGUCGGUAUGUCCAGGCACAGAUAGACAGUUCACUGUGGAGGAGAGUGUCUGUCAGACCCAACAUCUACACCGCCGGAGACCAUACGACAGGAGCAGGAUCCUUCUUGUUGGCAAACUCUCGCUUCAGUUUACAGUCCGGAUACGUCAGCCGUUUGUUUGGCCCGCUGAUGCCAGGCGAUCAGAAAUACUGCCUGAAGUUCUUCUACUCCCUGCGAGGCCUCAGUGGAACAGACCAAGUGUUGUUGGCGUAUCUGUAUUACAACAACGGCACUGAACAAGAACAAAUAUGGACCCAGAAUUAUAAGAUAAGAAAUGUCUGGAUUGCAGUUGAACUGACCAUUCAAAGUCAGAAAAAUGCUCAGGUGGUUUUCAUCAGCACAUGCAAAAAUAUUUGGAGUUGUGGCUCUGUGGGGCUCGAUGACAUUAAAGUCACGCUUGGUGACUGUGCACUGUUAGCAUCCUCUGUGUCAGCCCCGUCUCACUGUGACUUUGAGGCUGGUCUGUGUGGAUUCACUCAGGAUAAGGAAGGAGACUCAGGAGACUGGAUGCUGGCCAGAGGACCCACACCCACAUCCUACACAGGGCCCAAAGGAGACCACACCACUGGAAUGGGUCAUUAUUUGCACAUUGAGGCGUCAGUGAUGCUGCCCGGUCACAAAGCGCGCCUCCUCUCCAGCUCUCUGCGCGGCUCUAGAGAAACACAGUGCUUGCAGUUCUACUACCACAUGUAUGGCUCAGGGAUCGGACAGCUGAGCAUUUACCUCCAGACUGGACAAGAGAACCAGGACAAACUACUGUGGACGAGCCACGGAGAGCAGGGCAUCUCCUGGCUCAGAGCAUCAGUAAACUACCAAUAUGACCAACAGCACCAGAUUGUGUUCGAAGCCACUAGAGGAGCAUCAGUAAGGAGUGAUAUUGCAAUCGAUGAUGUUGUUUUUGAAAGAGGACCAUGCAGAGAAUAUGCUGAUGACCAUAUGCCUCAUCUGCGCCUCUCUGGAAAUAAUAAUGAUAUUCAGUCAAUGAAUUUUAAAUAGAAAAGACAGAAAGAGAAAAUUGCUGGGAAAACUGAAACCAUGUGACCGUACAGCUGGAGUCCAGUGAUCUGUGAAGAUGAAAGCAAAGGAGAUGACCGCAUUGUAAGCAGAAAUCAUCACCUAAAAACGUUUCUUGUGUAUUUGACUUUUGAACAUGGUUCAAUCCACAGUUUCUCAUGUGUGUAUCACAUGUACACAUAUACUGUAUACAUGGUUAAUGAUUGAAAUCAUAUGUGACCCUGGACUACAAAACCAGUCUUAAGUCGCUGGGGUAUAUUUGUAGCAAUAGUCAAAAAUACAUUGUAUGGGUCAAAAUUUUCUUUUAUUCCAAAAAUUAUUAGGAUAUUAAGUAAAGAUCAUGUUCCAUGAAGAUAUUUUGUAAAUUUCUUACCGUAAAUAUAUCAAAACUUCAUUUUUGAUUAGUAACAUGCAUAGCUAAGAACUUCAUUUGGACAACUUUAAAGGCGAUUUUAUCAAUAUUUAGAUUUUUUUGCACCCUCAGAUUCCAGAUUUUCAAAUAGUUGUAUCUCGGCCAAAUAUUAUUUGUCCAAUCAUAACAAACCAUACAUCAAUGGAAAGCUUAUUUAUUCAGCUUUCAGAUGAAUUUUGAAAAAUUCACACUUAAGACUGAUUUUGUGGUCCAGAGUCACAUAUUAGGUCACCAUAGAAAGCCUCUAUAUAGAUGUCUUAUUGAUUUCAUUUGUACUUCAGGACAUCAGCAUGUAGUUUUAUGUCAAAUAAAACUGAAAAUGGCAGAGA